AUGUUGGGAAUCAGAUCAUCAUUCAGACAAGCUUCUAUAAUCAAUAGAUAUGGAUCAUUGAUAAGAUUUAAUAGUUCUUUACCUUCCAAAUCUUCCUCAAAUUCAUCCCCUAAUGAAUCAUCAUCAACAACAACAGAACCAGAAGAUUAUACUAAAACUAGAUCAAUUGAUGAAAUCAGAUCAGCAGAUUUCACUCCAGAACAUUAUCCAGAUGUCAAAAGAGAAUUAUAUCAACAUAGAGACCCAUAUGAAAAUUGGGAUGAUGUUCAAAAUAGAAGAAAUUUUAAUGAACCAUUACAUCCAGAAUUUGAAGCUUUAUCAAUGUGGUCACCAGAUUAUUAUAGUCAUGUUUCGGAUUGGACUGCUGUUAAAUGGAAUUUAAUGUAUUUUAGUUGUUUUGGGAUAUUAAGUGGGAUUAUUUAUUAUUUGUUUCCUCCUGAAAGAAUUAGUGUACCAAGAAAUUAUCCUCAUAAUGGAUUAGCUAAAGCUUUUGGUGCAAGAGAUGAAGAUGAAGCUGUUUUAUAUGGUGCGAGAGUUGAUAAAUCUGCUUCAUGA
Molecule: messenger RNA, 555 nt
Organism: Hansenula ciferrii
Lineage: Eukaryota; Fungi; Ascomycota; Saccharomycetes; Phaffomycetales; Wickerhamomycetaceae
Product: NADH dehydrogenase [ubiquinone] 1 beta subcomplex subunit 8, mitochondrial
Exons: 1
Coding region: 1-555 (184 amino acids)
Cellular component (GO): mitochondrion
Source: RefSeq, a predicted model, not a curated record